Messenger RNA from Linepithema humile (Argentine ant), 1395 nucleotides. RefSeq lists its product as uncharacterized. NCBI's taxonomy places the organism in Eukaryota, Metazoa, Arthropoda, Insecta, Hymenoptera, Formicidae. The record is from RefSeq and is a predicted model, not a curated record.
CGCCAGUGUUUUACGUGUUUUUUUUUCCUCUCACCUGUUUGCCGACUUUCGCCGUCGAUCGGUUAAUAAUCAAAUCGUUUGCGCGUUAUCGCGAUCGAUAAGGAAAAGAGCUUAACGUUCAAGUAGAUCCCAUCGCUGCGCAGCCUAUAUAAAACGACUAUGCUCGCACGAUUUUCUUAAUUACAGUCCACGGCACAAUUAUUACCGCAGUCGCACGAAUGGUAACGCGAACCGACGAUUCGUAAUCGGCAUUCGAGUCCUCGCAUGCGUGUUUACAAACACAAUAUUGAGUGUAAAUAUCAAACGACUCGUCCAUACGCUCGAUGCAUAUAAAUUCGCAAAUCUCGUCGUGUGAUUUAGUUUGUGCUACUAUAGAGUUUGUAUUACAACGCUACUGCGUUAAUUCGCGAAACUUCUCUCUCUCUCUUUCUCUCUCUCGUGCGAUCGAUCGCUCGCGAUAAUAACUCGCGAUCGCCCAGUGAUAGCGAAAGCCGUUAACUUUAAGGAAGAUAUCUCGGCCUCCUUCGUCUCUCGUUAAAUCGGCUGUGACUUCCACUUUGCGCGGAAAAAUGAGGUUCGUGGUGUUCGGGCUUAUUCUGCUCUGCUGCUACGUCUCGGCAAUAGAGACGAACGAUUAUUUUAUAGACAAUCACCCACAGAAACGUACGAAGUUUGAGAAUAUGCUUGAGAGUAUGAAGAUUAUUAUGAGGACUGGAAAUGAUACUCUCGGAAUUCCCGUCCUCGAUCCUUUCACUGCGGAUGAGAUUCCAAUUCAAAUUGACGAAGAAAUGAUAAAGCUAGACGCGCUUUUGGAGAACGUGAAUGUACAGGGUUUAUCCGAGUACGAUGUAAACAGUGGUGAUUUUAAAAUAGUUGGUCUGAAAAUUGAAAUGAACCUUACUUGGCCGCUAGUAGUCGCGAGUACCAAAUAUGCUCUGGAAGGUAAAACCAGUGACUUCGAGAUUUUCGGCAAAGGUGACGUAAAUUUAUCCGCGAGGGGCUUCAAUUUCGUGACAGUAAUGUACUUUAUGAUAAAUGGCAAAUAUCUCAAAGUAAAGUCCAUGGAAACGGAACUUUCCCUGAAAGAGCUAGAUUUUAAGGCAACUGGCCUUUUCGACGAUGAGGAAUUAUCCGAAUUAAUAAGCGCCGUAAUUUCCGACAUGGUGCCUCAGCUGAUCGACGAUUAUCAGGACACGGUUACGGAAAAGCUUAAUGGCGUCGUCAUGAAUGUACUCAAUGAGUUCCUCUCCGAUAAAACUCUCGGGGAUUUAUUGAAAUUGUUAGGUUAGGUUAACGGUAUCAGCCGUUUUGUUAUAUAAAGAAACGAAAGAAAUUAGUUUAUACCUAUUUCGUAAGUAAUUUUUUAAAAUUAUAAAUAAAAAGAAUUUUAAAGUA